Molecule: messenger RNA, 1084 nt
Organism: Xenopus tropicalis (tropical clawed frog)
Lineage: Eukaryota; Metazoa; Chordata; Amphibia; Anura; Pipidae
Exons: 8
Coding region: 1-1041 (346 amino acids)
Source: RefSeq, a predicted model, not a curated record
AUGUCGGAGUGUCAGCUCAGGUCCAGUUCAUUCGAAAGAAUAUUUGUUAUAGAAAGAGUUGAAGAGACAACUAGAGACAAGGUGGAUGGAUUUAUUGACAACAAUGAUGAACUUGCCACUGAGGAGCUUGAGCCCAAAUAUAAGAGAGAAUUCCGGAGAAAAACUAUCCAUAUGGUGACCAGGAGUCAAAAUGGGUCUUUACCAUCUCCGAAAAUACAUCUGAACCCCUUACGUCCUAUGUAUACUGGAGGCGAGCAAGUCACUGUGAGAUGUGAACCUCCAAACUCCAAGGAAGUGCAGAAGAUCCAGUUUUACAAGGAUGGAAUUGUCAUUGAUAGAGACAAAGACCUUCACAGAGACGAUUCAUAUACAGUAUCAAUGUAUGGCCACGAGGCUGCAGGGGAUUUUUCCUGUGCUUACUGGGUAAAAAUACAAGAAAGAGAUUUGAAAUCAAAUAUUAGUGAAAAGGUUACAAUCAAAACAGAAGGUUUCACUACUCCUCUCUCUACUACACUGACAUCAACAGUGACAGAAGCUAAGACCUCUAAAGAUCCAAUUUCUACUACAACUCGCUUAACUACUGAACAUCUACAUGCUGACAACAUAUCUACACUAGCAGUGCAAGAGCUAAUAUAUACCAUUGGCGGAGCAGGUUUAUUUAUACUGGUGGUUACUAUAUCCCUUGUGUUGCUCAGAACCUGCAGAAAAGGGAAGAGUAAAUAUCAUGAACCAGCACCUUUUCCAGUUCAAGCAAAUAACUCUGCAUCAAAUCUAAGACUGCAUCAGAUAAACGCAAGUGUACCAGACUCUGAAAAUGAAAGCACAUGGCCUCAGAAUGCUGUUUCCUUGCAGGACAAUGAAGAUGCAGCACAAAUACAUACGUAUUGUGAAAUUGAUCCGUUUCUUCCCACAUUACCAGCAAUGCGCUCAACUUCUCCAUCUGUACAGCUGCCACAAUCUAGUGCUUUGGCCUAUUCCACUGUGCAGGCAGUCCCCCUGCUUCCUACUGUUUAUCAAAGAAACCUGCAACCAAAUCAUUAAAUGUAUGUGAGAGUCAGAGAGAAUGAAAUAGUUCCAAAUUUGA